This is a messenger RNA of Nicotiana tabacum (common tobacco), 504 nucleotides long. Lineage: Eukaryota; Viridiplantae; Streptophyta; Magnoliopsida; Solanales; Solanaceae. The record is from RefSeq and is a predicted model, not a curated record.
AUGAAUCGGUUCGAAUUUCGGAUAUCUGAUCGUAAUGGACAGCUCCAGUGGACAUCAUGCACCAGAAAUAGUAAGACUAUGCUGGUGAGUGGUGAUGACACAUCAAAUAAGGUACAGAGACAAGAAAAACAAAAGUGUAGGAAAAUAAUAAACAAGAAGAGCUCUAAAUUUGUGUAUAAAAAGAGGAAGUUACUGGGGUUAGCUGCUACAGAACCACUUGAUUGUGCGAUUUGCUUAUUGGAAUUCGAGCACGGAGAUAAAGGGAGGAAGAUUGAAAGUUGCAGUCAUAUGUUCCAUGGAAAUUGCUUAAAUAAAUGGCUAAUGCAUGGGAAGGGACAAGGAACUUGCCCGCUUUGCCGGAGCGUGAUUAUACCGGAAAAUAUGGUGGAAGGUCACCGGAAAGUUGAAGAUGAAGGAUUGGCGUUUACUUUCUUUGAGGAGGAACUUGCUCUUCUAUUGCUGUCUGGCUUGAGUAGUGGAUGUCGCACUCAAGGGCGUUUCUAG